AUGCCUGCUGCGGCUCCGAUCAUCAGCUCUGUGCAGAAGCUGGUGCUGUACGAGACCAGAGCUCGGUAUUUUCUUGUUGGGAGCAAUCAUGCAGAAACCAAAUACCGUGUUUUGAAAAUUGAUCGCACAGAACCGAAGGAUUUAGUUGUUAUUGACGAUAGGCAUGUGUAUACCCAGCAAGAAGUGAGAGAGCUGCUUGGCCGUUUAGAUCUGGGAAACAGGACAAAAAUUGGACAGAAGGGCACCUCCGGGCUAUCACGAGCUGUCUCUGCUUUUGGUAUAGUAGGUUUUGUCAGAUUUUUAGAAGGUUACUACAUUGUGCUAAUUACAAAGAGGAGAAAGAUGGCAGAUAUUGGAGGGCAUGCAAUAUAUAAAAUAGAAGAUACAAAUAUGAUCUACAUUCCAAAUGACUCUGUACGAGUGACUCAUCCUGAUGAAGCAAGAUACCUUCGAAUUUUUCAGAAUGUGGACCUGUCUAGUAAUUUUUAUUUCAGUUAUAGCUAUGAUCUAUCCCACUCUCUUCAAUAUAAUCUUACUGUUCUAAGAGUACCUCUUGAGAUACUUGGGACAGAAACAGCUCGAACCCGGCAGGAGAGUUUUGAUAUUUUUGAAGAUGAGGGACUUGCUGCUCAGGGUGGAAGUGGUGUAUUUGGCAUUUGCAGUGAACCUUAUAGAAAAUAUGUGUGGAAUGGCAAACUGCUGGACGUAGUCAAAACUGCUGUUCAUCGUGACUGGAUGUUGUAUAUCAUUCAUGGAUUUUGUGGGCAGUCAAAACUGCUCAUUUAUGGUCGUCCGGUGUAUGUCACCCUGAUAGCUAGAAGAUCGAGUAAAUUUGCUGGAACACGGUUUUUAAAGAGAGGAGCAAAUUGUGAGGGAGAUGUAGCUAACGAAGUAGAAACUGAACAAAUACUCUGUGACGCCUCGGUGAUGUCGUUUUCAGCUGGGAGCUAUUCAUCUUACGUCCAAGUACGAGGUUCUGUGCCUCUGUAUUGGUCUCAGGAUAUUUCAACUAUGAUGCCUAAACCACCAAUUACAUUGGACCAGGCAGAUCCAUUUGCACGUGUUGCUGCACUUCAUUUUGAUCAGAUGCUCCAGAGGUUUGGCUCGCCCAUCAUAAUCUUGAAUCUUGUAAAGGAACGUGAAAAAAGAAAGCAUGAAAGGAUACUGAGUGAAGAACUCGUUACUGCCGUGACGUACCUCAAUCAAUUUUUACCUCCUGAACAUGCUAUUGUUUAUAUUCCUUGGGAUAUGGCCAAAUACACAAAGAGCAAACUAUGUAACGUCCUUGAUAGGCUGAAUGUGAUAGCCGAAAAUGUGGUGAAGAAAACUGGAUUCUUUGUAAAUCGCCCUGAUUCCUAUAGCAGUGUCUUACGCCCAGAUGAAAAGUGGAAUGAGUUGGGAGGAUGCGUCAUCCCCACUGGCCGCUUACAGACUGGAGUUCUUCGAACCAAUUGUGUUGACUGCUUGGAUCGCACAAACACAGCCCAGUUUAUGGUUGGGAAGUGUGCUUUGGCCUAUCAACUUUAUUCCUUAGGGUUGAUUGACAAACCCAAUCUGCAGUUUGACACCGAUGCUGUUAGAUUAUUUGAAGAGUUAUAUGAGGAUCAUGGUGAUACACUUUCUCUCCAGUAUGGUGGUUCUCAACUUGUUCAUCGAGUAAAAACCUACAGAAAGAUAGCACCUUGGACCCAGCAUUCUAAAGAUAUUAUGCAAACUCUUUCAAGAUAUUACAGCAAUGCUUUUUCAGAUGCUGACAGGCAAGAUUCAAUAAAUUUGUUUCUGGGAGUAUUUCAGCCUGAAGAAGGAAAACCUCAUCUCUGGGAAUUACCAACUGAUUUUUACUUGCAUCAAAAAGACACAAUUAAUCUUGUCCAGGCGAGGCGAAGCUACACUUACUGGUGGACUCCAGGUGUAUUAAAACACUUGCCUCUGCCUUAUGAUGAAGUAACAUGUGCUGAAAACAGAAGGAAGCUAACAGUGAAAAAAUUUCAUAAAUUUGAUGAAGAAAUCGAUAUUCAUAAUGAAUUUUUUCGACCUUACGAACUCAGCAGUUUUGAUGACACCUUUUGCUUGGCAAUGACAAAUUCAAUACGAGAUUUUAUGCCCAAGAAUGUUGGCAUUGAUCCUAGCCCAUUUACUGUUCGUAAACCUGAUGAAACUGGAAAAUCUGUGUUGGGGAACAAAAGCAACAGAGAAGAAGCAGUGCUGCAACGUAAAACAGCUGCUAGUGCUCCUCCACCUCCUAGUGAGGAAGCUGUGUCGAGCAGCUCUGAGGAUGAUUCUGGGACCGAUAAAGAAGACGAAGGCACUGUGUCACAGCGAUCAACACCAGUGAAGAUGACAGAUGCAGGAGAUAAUGCCAAAAUAACAGAGAAUGUAGUACAAUCCAUAAAAGAUGGAUAUGGAAUCAAUCUCUCAGAAUCUCCUUCAGAAGACAAUCUCAGCAUAUAUACAAGGUUUGUUCAGUUGGGGCAGCGUGAACACAAGCAAGACAAGGCUCAUCAACAGCUUUGUUCUAAACACUUAGAUGGGGUUAUACAUUUAACACACAUCUCAGCUUUUUCCCAGGACAACAUUUAUGAAGUCCAGCCUCCUAAAGUUGACAGGAAAUCUAUUGAAAUCUUUCAUGCUCACAUCCAGGCUGGGAAGGGCAUCAUGCAGCCCCUGGGAAAAGAAGACAUCCUCAUGUACCGAGAAUACAUUAGAAACAGAUAUAUGUGAAAAAUGUCUAUAUUCAACUGUGU
Molecule: messenger RNA, 2744 nt
Organism: Euleptes europaea (tarantolino)
Lineage: Eukaryota; Metazoa; Chordata; Lepidosauria; Squamata; Sphaerodactylidae
Gene: FIG4
Product: FIG4 phosphoinositide 5-phosphatase
Exons: 23
Coding region: 1-2721 (906 amino acids)
Biological process (GO): phosphatidylinositol dephosphorylation
Cellular component (GO): intracellular membrane-bounded organelle
Molecular function (GO): phosphatidylinositol-3,5-bisphosphate 5-phosphatase activity
Source: RefSeq, a predicted model, not a curated record